Messenger RNA from Sinocyclocheilus rhinocerous, 1207 nucleotides. Its product is annotated as mannose-P-dolichol utilization defect 1 protein-like. Bases 275 to 1048 code for a protein of 257 amino acids. The transcript is spliced from 8 exons. Lineage: Eukaryota; Metazoa; Chordata; Actinopteri; Cypriniformes; Cyprinidae. The record is from RefSeq and is a predicted model, not a curated record. Gene Ontology annotation, biological process: oligosaccharide biosynthetic process.
GUUGCUGUCCAACUAGAGACAGUUUUGGUGGAAUUUAGAAAAUAAGACAUGUUAUGACAGGUCAUUCAAACAUUCAAAAAAGUUUUGCUUAUACGUAAGAAAAAAAGACCACCAAAAGUCACGUAUUUAAUUUCGGAUGGCUAGUUAAUUUAAUCAUGUGAAUGGUUAUUUAUUGGUGUUAAGCAAUAAAUUUAACUGACAUUAUUUUCCGUGCUGAAGAUUUGCGUAGGUACACGAUAGCACGACCAGCGACAGAAAUAACGUUACAUGAACUAUGGACACGUCUGAUGAAGGAACAAUGCAUCCUUUGAAAGAAUUUUUAACGACUUUCUUCAUGCCAGAAAAAUGCUAUGACCAGUUUUUCUUCUACUUCAACUUUAUGCACGUACCCUGUCUGAAGAUUGUCUUAAGUAAGACUAAGGGAAUAUUGAUUUUGGUGGGAAUUGUUAUUGCUCCACUCCCUCAGAUCUGGAAAGUUCUUUGGUCUGGAAGUUCUAAUGGACUGUGUCUGACCUCUGUUUUUCUGGAGCUGUUGGCCAUCUCUACACAUGCAGCUUUCUGCUACACUCAGAACUUUCCCAUUGGUGCCUGGGGGGAAAGUUUGUUUGCAUUGAUCCAGAUUGCUGUCCUGACUUUGCUUGUCCAGCACUACCGAGGGAAACCCAUAAAAGGUAUAUAUUUUCUUGCUGUAUACUGUGGCUUUAUGUUCCUCCUGGCCUCACCUUUGACUCCUGUGUCAGUGGUUUGGACCCUGUAUGAGUGGAACGUGCUGUUGGUUAUUGCUGGCAGGUUUUUCCAGGCAGGAAGUAACUUCAGAUGGGGACACACAGGACAGUUGUCUGCGCUCUCUGUUUUCCUGAACUUUCUUGGCUCUCUGGGACGCAUCUUCAGUUCCCUGCAGGACACAGGCCUUUCUCUCUUAACUCAGAUGUAUGUGGUGGCCUGCUGUUGCAGUGGGGUGAUACUAGCACAGGUCCUGAUGUACUGGAAUAAAUGCGUGACAAACAGCCAGAAAGAAGGACAAGAGGAGAAAGACAAGGCUGAAUAAAAGAGAUACCGUUUUGCUUUCUUGGAUUUACACUUCAGAAUGUGUGUGCACUCCCGGAAAAGAGGUUGUGAAUCAUUAAAUGUCUCAUGAAAUGUUUGUAAUUUCACUUUUCAGUCCUAAGAUGUGAUUUCAUUUCUUUCUAUUUAUUUAUGCCAUACA